Molecule: messenger RNA, 1193 nt
Organism: Pangasianodon hypophthalmus (striped catfish)
Lineage: Eukaryota; Metazoa; Chordata; Actinopteri; Siluriformes; Pangasiidae
Gene: zp3f.2
Product: zona pellucida glycoprotein 3f, tandem duplicate 2
Exons: 10
Coding region: 88-1041 (317 amino acids)
Biological process (GO): positive regulation of acrosome reaction; binding of sperm to zona pellucida; egg coat formation
Cellular component (GO): extracellular matrix
Molecular function (GO): acrosin binding
Source: RefSeq, a predicted model, not a curated record
AGAAACCCGUCUGAUUUGAGUCAGACCAGACAGCAUGUGUUACAAAGCACACUUCCACUGCUGAUUAAACAGCUCUCUCAAUCAGUCAUGUAUUUCAUUUGGCUGCUUUAUUUUAUUUUAACAACUGCAAAAGUGGCGUUGGCCCAACCAGAUAUUCAGGUAAACUGUGGAAAAGACUCGGUGGUAGUCACAUGGAAGGUUAGUGAGACACCCUUCAAACUCCUGCUGGGUGACUGCUUUCCUCUGAAGUUCUCACCUACAGCGGAUGGAGGAGGCCAGGCGGUUUUCCAUUAUCAUUUCUCUGACUGCCUUUUCAGACUAAAGGAAACCCCUGAGGAGCUGAUCUAUGAGAAUGAACUGACUUUUUGGCCGUUAAUAAAGUCCAAUUCUGCACCGCGUGUCUAUCCUAUUAAGUGUGUUUCUGAAAGGCCUUUUCCAGUUGUGAAGCCUGUGUUAGGUGUUUUACGAGGUCAAGGAGAGUUGACUUUUCAUAUGGGUCUUUUGAAUGAUGAUUUAAGUGGCCCAGCGUUAUCCAACUCCUUUCCUCUUGGCUCCUUUAUUAACAUUUGGGCUUCAGUGGCGCAGCAAGCCCAUCAGUCCCUAAUGCUAUAUCUAGAAGAGUGUGUCGCAUCCAACACCCUAGCACUUGAACCACAGUCAUGGACAUAUCCAAUAAUUACUAACAAAGGAUGUCUUGUGGAUGGGAAGACCGGGUCCUCUAGAUUCUUGCUAAGAAAUCAGUCGUCUUCGCUUGUGCUUCAGCUACAAACCUUUAGAUUUGCAGCAGAACAGGAAGUGUUCAUCCACUGCAAACUAGCGGUCUGGGACCCGGAAGAUUUUAAUCAAGAAAACAAAGCUUGCAAUUACAACAAAUCUACUGGAAAGUGGGAGCUUUUAGAUGAUCCUUUCCAAGAUGAUUUAUGCCGUUGCUGUGAUUCGUCUGCUGAUUGCAGUCACAUGCAGGGUUCACACUCAGAACCUCAAGGACCAGCUCAGAGUUCAGUCUUAGGACCACUGCUUUUAACAUCCCCCACUUCAUGAACGAGAGAAAGCAUUUCAGUACACGACUGGACUCUUGGAAACAGGUACUGUGUGGUUAUAUAAAGAGAAUUGAGCUUCAGAGCAGUUUGUUCAGCCACACAUUCCCAUUGCCUGGUAACUUGGACACAAAAUAAAUGGCUUUUGUGCUGCCA